GGCGGCUUCUUUUGGUUUCCUCGUCGUUGGUCAUGAUCAUAAUUGGAUUUAAUUCAAAUAGUCAACCAAUGUGUGUAACUGUGUGAGAGAGAUAGGCACAGGAGCACUACGACUGUGUGUGUGAGAGAGAGAGAGAGAGAGUGAUUUUUCUCACUUACAAAAACCCCCCCUCGUCAUUUCUCAUCACAUUACAGAAAAAGAUAACUUUUUCUUUUGUUUCUCUCUCCAGAAAUUUGUUUGUUCUUUCUCUCUCUACAAAACUCCCAAAAACUAAUUUCAAGCCACCAGCUUUAAUUUACCAGAGAUACAUACACAAAUGGGUUUCGAAGAUUUACGCCACACGUGUCUGGUUCUAGGGUUGGGACUUCCGUCGUCGCCGCCGACGUAUUCAACCGGAGAAGACAAAUCAAGAAACCCUGCGGCGGCGGCACCCGGCCGCGGGAGUAUUAAUCUUGACCGCUCGUGCAAUAUCUCCGAUCAGCCCACACUCACUCUUAGCCUCGCCGGCGACACUACUUUUGACGACGACGAUAAUAAGCUGCACGGGCAUGACAGCGGCGGCGCCGCCUCGUCUUUCUCCAACGGUAGCGUGAAGAGGGAGAGGGAGAUUGAAGAAGACGACGAAAAUAAUAAUGGAUCGGUUAAUGGAAUUAGAAAGAAACUCAGGCUAACUAAAGCUCAGUCGGCACUUCUGGAAGAAAGCUUCUUGCUCCACAGCACUCUCAAUCCUAAACAAAAACAUGAACUGGCACAAGAUCUGAAGCUGAGGCCACGUCAGGUUGAAGUUUGGUUCCAGAACAGACGAGCAAGGACGAAGCUGAAGCAAACGGAGGUAGACUGCGAGUUUUUGAAGAAGUGCUGCGAAACGCUCACCGACGAGAACCGGCGGCUGCAGAAGGAGCUGCAUGAACUCAAGUCACUGAAAUCGCCGCCGCCGCCGCUGUACAUGCAGUUUCCGGCGGCCACCCUCACCGUGUGCCCAUCCUGUGAGAAGAUCGGCGGCGGCGGCGUAUCUGAUAAAACGGCUAAUAAGAACAUCGUUCCCUUUGCCGUAGCAACAAAGCCGCACUUCUAUAAUCCAUCUGCCGCUUGUUAAUUAAUUAAUUAAAUAAUUAAUUACCAUUUCUUUUUUUAGAUAAUAUAUUUUUAUAUUUAUAUAUAUUAUUGCAGUAAAUACAUAGGAAGAAACAUGGCACAACCCUGUUUUUUUAUUCGGUUAAGAGCCUGUGGUAAAAGAAGUGAAGCUAAUCUGUAGAAAUAAUUAGAUAAGUAUUUUACUUUUAUUAUUAAUUAUUUUGUUUUUGGUGUGUGUCAAAUGGAUGUAAAUCACUAAUUAUUUUAUAUAUACAUAUAUAGUUAAUGAAUUAUUAUUUUUUAUGAUGA
Messenger RNA from Erythranthe guttata (spotted monkey flower), 1383 nucleotides. Its product is annotated as homeobox-leucine zipper protein HAT22. The record is from RefSeq and is a predicted model, not a curated record. Gene Ontology annotation, molecular function: sequence-specific DNA binding; DNA-binding transcription factor activity, RNA polymerase II-specific. Lineage: Eukaryota; Viridiplantae; Streptophyta; Magnoliopsida; Lamiales; Phrymaceae. Gene Ontology annotation, biological process: regulation of DNA-templated transcription.